Drosophila rhopaloa is the source of this 2230-nucleotide messenger RNA. Its product is annotated as ATP-dependent Clp protease ATP-binding subunit ClpX-like. Gene Ontology annotation, molecular function: ATP hydrolysis activity; metal ion binding; ATP binding. The transcript has 2 exons. The record is from RefSeq and is a predicted model, not a curated record. The coding region runs from base 113 to 2107 and encodes 664 amino acids. NCBI's taxonomy places the organism in Eukaryota, Metazoa, Arthropoda, Insecta, Diptera, Drosophilidae. Gene Ontology annotation, cellular component: mitochondrial matrix. Gene Ontology annotation, biological process: proteolysis; protein catabolic process.
UAAAAUUCUGGGAACAUAAGGCGUGGAUUCGAAAGAUUCUCUGAUUGCGUUUAAACUUUAAUCUGCGCAUUUAAUUGGAAGUUUUAAAAGCGAUUUAAGAUACAAGACAAUCAUGUCAGUAUGUUUAAAUUUCGUAAACGGGAACUGCAAAUACGGAGAAAGUUGCUACAAAGAGCACGUAGACCUCAAGAGAGUCCUAAAAGAGGACAUAGAAUCGAGUAUCAACGGACGCGUGUGGCCCUUCUCGGCUUACGGCCCCUUUUAUUUGAAGGGUAAUUUUCCCAACUUUAUAGAGGAUGACUCAUUCGAGGAAGUCCGGUUGCGGUACUAUAAGGCUAAACGAAUGAAUCUUGUCGAGGUAUAUUACCGCCAGUUUUGCCGCGAUUGGAUGGUGGCCAAAAACAAGCUCCACAGCUUGCUGCAAAUGUCGAGUCAAACAGUUUCCACCAUGAUCGACCUUUACCAACAGCCAAGUAAAUACGGUAAUCCCUGUUGUGCGCGCAAUUCCAUGAGCGGUUCAAUAAGGGCUCCAGCCUUUAAGGAAAGCAACCAGGCCCAACCGGAGAAAAACCAUCCUUUAUGUAGUUGUGGACAGAAGCAAAACCUGCAAACAACAGGAAUAUGUUUUGGUCAGGAUACUGGCCAAACCAAGAACAAUUGGAAUGAUUCUGUAGGGAAUACACUUACUCCUCAGCCCUUUGGAAAUAGUAAUGUGGGUUUCAAUGAUCAAGGGAAAUUCUUUUUCAACGAGAAACCUAAUCCUUUUGGUAACUCUUUGGUGCAGUUAUCUGAGGAGGAAUCACCGACCAAGGCCGAGGAGAAGAAGUGGGGAAAGCACCCUCCUGCACCGCAGAAGAUCAUGGAGUAUCUGGACAAACACGUGGUGGGCCAGCACUUAUCCAAGAAGGUGCUAGCGGUAGCAGUAUAUAACCACUACAAGCGCAUCCACAACAACUUGCCGCAGCAAAAGCCGCAAUACUCAUCUGACAACGUCGACCAGGACGUAACUCCUCGGCUCGAUCAGCUGCAGAUCUCUGGGAACUGUUUUGCGCUAACAAGUUCGCCAGAGAAAGAAAUACCGACCGAUGUCGGACUCGGCAAAGAAACCACCAUCUCCGAAUCCAACUCGGAGUUGGAUCGGGAGUCCGAAGACGUCAAUCUGGAGAAGAGCAACAUCAUCAUGCUGGGUCCAACGGGAUCUGGUAAAACACUUAUCGCCAAGACCAUCGCCAAGUGCUUAGACGUCCCCUUUGCCAUUUGUGACUGCACCACUCUAACGCCGGCUGGUUACGUCGGCGAAGACAUCGAGAGCGCACUAUUGACGUUGCUGCGGGCUGCCGGCAACAACGUGGAGCGCGCACAGACGGGCAUUGUUUACCUGGAUGAGGUGGACAAAAUCUGUGCCUUGCCUCAAAGCAAACAACGCUGUGACAUUGGCGGCAGGGGCGUCCAGCAGGGCAUGCUCAAGAUGCUGGAGGGCAGCUUAGUAAACCUCAGCGGUCGUAAACUACUGUAUGGCAACAAGGUUCAACUGGAUACUACGAACAUCCUGUUCGUGGCUUCGGGCGCCUUUACGGGCCUUAACAAGAUCAUUGCCCAUCGCCUCAACGAAAAGGGUUCCGACCUGGCCUCGACCAGCGAAUCCGGAUCCCCGCUUAUGGACCAAGAUGAUCGGGAUAGGUACCUGACCAAAGUACAGACAUGUGACCUCGUUGAGUUCGGAAUGAUCCCGGAGUUCAUUGGCCGUUUCCCAGUUGUAGUGCCUUUCCACAGUUUUGAUGUCAGCAUGCUAGUACGCAUCCUGACUGAACCGCGCAGCGCACUGAUAACGCAAUACAAGGCACUGCUGGAUAUGGAUGAUGUGAACCUGACGUUUACCGAGGAGGCCGUAGAGGCAAUAGCCCAACUGGCGAUGGAGAGGGACACGGGAGCACGGGGACUACGCUCCAUUAUGGAGCAACUGCUGUUGGAUCCAAUGUUCUUAGUGCCCGGGUCAGACAUUCGGAGGGUUCACAUAACCGCCGACUGUGUGAAGGGGAAAUCCGCACCCGAAUACAGCCGAGAUACGAACUCCUCGGAUUCAGGAAUGAAUUUAAUAAAUUUAUAACUUUAAUGGAAGAUUUAUUUUCAAUUGCUUUUAUAGACAAAUGUGACAAAGGAGUAUCAAUUGAUUUGUAUAAAUUUAAUUGAAAAGAUAAAAAUAAAGUAGGUGGCUAUUUUUUUGAGUGCA